Molecule: messenger RNA, 9271 nt
Organism: Paramuricea clavata
Lineage: Eukaryota; Metazoa; Cnidaria; Anthozoa; Malacalcyonacea; Plexauridae
Source: the annotation of a GenBank genome assembly
CUUCAAUUUUAUAUUUAUUGAUCUUGGCUUAACUUUAAGCUAAAAUGGCUGGAUAUUGGAGAUUAUGUAGCAGUAUUUAUAUUUCUGUCUGUCUAGGUGUUUUGGCUGCAGCGAAUGAACAAAAUCCAAUGACUAGCUCACCUAUGUCGUCGAUUAUAAAUUUCCACAAUAAAUCUUCAAAUGUCAGGUAAUGCUUAUUAUUGUUAAAUAAGUCUGAUAUAAGAUUAGGUUUUAAUCUGGAGUAUUUUGAUUUCACAAUGAGGGAUGUAUAAUUCAUAAUAUUUCGCUUUAUAUAAUUUUUGUAUUUUUAUUUGAAAGCGUUUAUAUAUUAUUGCAAAAAAUACAAGACGCACUUAUAAAACACUUAACGACGUGGCAAGAUCGUGUUAAUACUGUGACUAAAAUAAUUGCUUAUUUCCUGUAGUUUAUCAGUGUGUCUCAGACAGGAACGGUUUACAAGAAAAUAUUGUAUUUGAGAAAUUGAUAUGCCUGACUACACACAAGUUAAAUCUGGUCAAAAAGGUCAAACUGUAAAUCUGGUCUGUGCAUGAUAUGUCCUUUGCAGGCCCUUUCAAGUAGGUCAAACAUUGAGUGAAUGCAUAUCAUGGAGAACAGCAGUAUUUUCAAAACAAUGAAAAGACAAUGCAGGCCCUGUAUGGAAUGACAUUUUUUGUGCACCGCCUGCACAUUUGCCAAAAUGUGCACCAAAAUACUAGUAAAUAUAUUAGCAGGAGCAACAUUGUGCACGGCACAUGUGCCGUGCACACCACCUACAUUCCAUACUGGAUGCAGGCUGCCUUAGCCAGAGGUUUCGUAUGUAUAUAUAUUGGUAUAUAUAGAGGAUAUUACAUGGCGGCACAAAGAUAUGACUUUUAUCUUCGAGUGGUGAAAACAAUAUUUUACGAACGAGCACAGCGAGUGAUAGUCCCAAGCAAUAAAUGUGAAAUUUCACGCUCUAAAGCAAAUUGUCACGUGAUCGAUAUCUUCACUAGUGAAGAUAUGGAUAUCUUCACUAGUGAAGAUAUGGAAAAUAUCUCACUGUGUAGUUUUCAGUAUCUCACUCUCUAAUAUAUAAUAAACCAUUUUACAUUUGUUAUACAGAAUUUUAUUUUAAAAUAGUUGAAAUACAGGUAUCGUAGUGUGGAAUUUUGGGUAUACUGGUAUAUUGAGCCAGUGUUAUGGAGUAUGUUGGUAUUCUGGCUGAGCCUAACGAUGGAAUAUUCCAAUCACUGAAUGGUUAUUAGACCUGCCAAUUCACCCAAAUCUUUCAACUGGUGACACCUGAUUUUUUAACAAAUCUCCAGAUCACUGUUCUAUUGUCAAUAUAUUCUUUAUAUUAAAUCUUUGCAGUUGUUGAUUAGGUUGCAUUUGCCAAUUUCAACAUUGUUUUUCUCAUGGGAUUUCAGACAUCCUCAUAUAUAUUUUAUUUCAUAAUCACAGUAAUAAGGCAAAAAAAAAAAAUAUGUGGGUUUCCGGUUUCCCGACCCUACCUAGCUUUUGGACGUCGAAAUCCCGACCCUAAACUUUUUUAUUGGAUCAUCUUGUAAGUGUUUCCACUUAGAGGAAAAAGUUUGCAGAAAAUUGAAAUUUGAGGCAAUAUUAGGGAAAUUUAUCUUUGGAUGUGGAAGCACUGACUAAACAAAAUGGCGUCCGCUUGUUCGGAAAAUUAAAAAAAAAAGUUAAAAAAAAAAGUUAAAACCGACCUACCCUACCUAAGUUUUUAUAAGAAGAAACCGGAAACCCACAUAUUUUUUUUUUUGGCCUAACCAUCCUAUACAGUAUGUCACCAUGUUAACAAAGUUCAUUUAUUUCAGUAAUGGUACCACUCAGCCACCAGUAAUAACCACCCUACGCGCCACCACUGUAACAACGACAGAAGAAGCACCAGCAUCAGCAGAGGAGGAACAUGAGAAGUCAAUGGAAAUAUUUUUCAUUUUGCUAGUUGUUGGUAAAUAUCCUGGAUUUUUAUUUUGCUUUUCUGAGCGACUUUACUAGAUAUUAUUCCAGUUAUGUCUUCAGGUCAGUUGUGACGUCAUGUACGCACAGCGUACCUAUUUUUAAGUAGUACUAGAGGUAUUAUUGUAGGUAUGCAUGUUCAUCAUUGGUAACAUCAUGUACGCACAGCGUACCUAUUUUUAGAACUAUUAACUUAUUACUUAGGGCCCGUUGUUCAAAGAUUGGUUAGCACUAACCCUGGGUUAAAAUUUAACCCGCUGUUUUGGUUUGUUUUAUUUCUGCAUGUCUAUUUAUUUCUAAACUCCAGGGAAAUUCCUAUGAUCCAGCCAAGAUUGCUGAAGAAAUAUUUCCAAAUUUAUAGACAAGCUGUCAGGAAGUUUGCUUUAAAGUUUAGGUUAACGUAAGGUUAAGCUAAUCACCUUUUGAACCAACUGCCCCAGGUUUAUAUCCAACGUCACGUACGCAUAGCGUACCUAUUUUUAUUAUUAUUUGUACUUUUCUAGGCUUGUGUAUUUUUGUGAUCUACUUUCUUAUCAAACAUCGCUUUCAUUACCUUCCUGAGAGUGUUGCCGUUGUUUUCUUAGGUAUGGUUGCAUUUUUUUUUUCAACCAGUUUGUUGGUUCGUUCGUCAGCCAGUCCAUCGGUCAGCCACAUUAUUUGGUCCCUCAGCAAGCCUUGCCCUGACAAAACAAACGCACUUGACAAAUAGCGCACCUCCGUGACCCAAUACACGCUUGCGGAAAGUACGUCACUUUCGCUAUAAAGCAUCGUUUUCGUGGUUGAGAUGUUGGGCUUUAAGUGAUAUCACGAAAACGAGGCUCUAUAGCCAAAGAGACAUACUUCAGUUCCGGAAGGGUGUAUUACGACGCUUUUCUCGCGCACCUACUAAAUUAGAAUGAAUGACACAUUUGUUUUUGCAAUAGUAACAUUUAUUGCCCAGGUUUCAAAUAAGGUUUAGAAUAGUUUCUUCAUCAUGAAAAAAAGGCGUUUGUCAAAAUGCGUGGAUACAUGUUUCGAGGCGCGCGUAAGGGCGCGCUCGACAGAACGCCAUUCUGGGCAAGUCCUAUCCAGGGUUAGUCAGUGAGUCAAACUGCAGACAGACAGUCAUUCGGGCAGUCAGUAAGUCAAACAGACAGACAGACAGUCAUUUGGGCAGUCAGUAAGUUUGUCAAUGAAUGAGUCCCACAGUUGCUUCAUGACAAUUUUGCUUUAGGUGCAUUGGUGGGUCUGAUCACGAAAUUUUUGACUCAUUUUAAUGUUGGAAAUUGGAGGGUGAGUAAAUACAUAGUACAUGUGAAAAACAUCACUGAAUCAUUCAUUCGUUAUCAACGUGGUUCCAAUUUAUCAAAUGAUCUAUUUUCUAGCAAGAAGAAGAGUUGGAUCCUACAAUAUUCUUUCUCAUUCUUCUGCCACCAAUUAUUUUUGAAUCUGGUUACUCCCUUCAUAAGGUACGUACGCCAUUCUCUUGGAAAGUGAUUGUAGUUUCAAUGUUUGUAGUAUUUUUGUAGCUACAUUAAUUCACAAUUUUUCACUGUGUAUAGGGUAAUUUCUUUGCGAACAUUGGGACCAUUUUAUUGUUUGCCGUGUUUGGAACAGCUAUCUCAGCUACAGUUGUGGGUGGUGGCGUUUAUGUCCUUGGCCAGGUAUGAUAUUCACGUGUUCUGAUUGCCAACACGAUGAGCCAGACACACAGCCGUAGGUUAAGAAUCUUCUAACAUAAGUCGUCAGACUUUUUACCUCCCUGUCCGCACAAACUAAGCUAGGAGAGCGGAGAUACGACGUUUUGGUGCAAAGUUGGUUGACUAUACAACAUUUAUGACUUGUUAUGCUGUUGUUUUAGGCUGGGAUUGUCUUCAAACUAAGCGUAGUAGAAAGGUAAGCAUCGCAUGAGAUAGGUGGGUUGCUUCCCACCUAGUAUCUAUGCCGCUGGCUAGUAGAAUAUACAAUACAAAUAACCUGGGGUCGAUUGUGUAAGACUCUUACACUGUUGUAGUUAAAUUGUACAUAGUUAACUCUGAAUUGUGAUUGGUUAACUUACUUUCAUAUUAACGAUAUUGAACUUUAACUACUUUUGAGUUUUGAUACAGCCUGCCCGUGGACAUCAUCUGAAUGAAAUUGUUGUGACGUUGUCUUACAAACUUUUAUUUCAUUCUUGUCUAGUUUUGCUUUCGGUUCAAUGAUCUCCGCUGUCGAUCCUGUUGCAACCUUGGCAAUUUUCCAUGCACUAGACGUGGAUCCUACCCUAAACAUGUUGGUGUUUGGAGAGAGUGUUUUGAACGAUGCUGUCUCUAUUGUUAUGACCAAGUACGUAUUGGGGGCUUUCGCGCCAGAACUACCUUAAAAGAAUUAAAAUCAUGUUGCGAACGAAAUCACAACAAAAGCGAUGCUAACAAAGGAAAAAGGCCCUUCGCGUGAACAAAUUUGCCUAGUAUAGUGGAAAACAGACUAAAACCUUCUAAUGAGGACCCCCAUGAAAUGUCGAGUUGUUUUUCGUCUUUCGGCAAGUUCAGACAAAACCACUGGAGCUUAUGUAUUUUUGGUUCUAUCAUGUACAUUCGCCUUGGAGACCUCUAGAAUGAAAGUUUUAAUGUUUUUAUUUUGAUUUUUCCCGUUGUAUUUUUUAAUUCCAGUGCUGUAGUUGGCGAGGAAGGGAAAGAGUCCACGAGUUUCCUGUCCGCAGCUGGUCAUUUCUUCACUAUGUUUAUUGGAUCGGCCUGUAUAGGCAUUGCCUUUGCUCUUUUUAGCGCUCUUGUAUCCUUGCAAAAUUUAGCAAAAUUAUAAUUACUGGAAUUGUCAUUCUGUAUUAUUAGUUCUAAACUGUUUUCCUUAGGGGUAUGAUAAGAGUCAUCCUGACGGUCCAGUGUCACUACAGGAAGAAACCACACCUUUAUUCUACCUAGAGGAGACCCACAAUGUUUGGUAGAGUAACAUAAAGGCAUAUUGCAGGAUUCUGACCCAGGAUUCAGAAGUAACCACUGUGAUACCCACAGCAACAGAAGAAAUUAAAAGAAAUUUUAUGUUGUUUUCAUUUCCUUAACUUUACUACAGUUAUUAAAACAUGUAAACUUGAGACGUAUUCCCUCGUUAGAAUUAGCUUUCAUAUUAAUAUUUUCUUACGCACCAUAUGGAUUGGCAGAGGGGCUGAAAUUGUCAGGUAUGGAUAGCUGUAUUAGUUCUAAAUUGUUCUCUCUAGAGGUUCAGGAAGAGCAUUCCUUUAUUGAUCCUGUGUUACUGCAGGAGGAAACUGCAGUGCCCAGAGAAAAGUUGUUUACCACCUAGUAAUACUUCUCUACUAGUACUGUAGAACCAGUAAACAACUUGUUUGUCUUGCAGGCAUUAUGGCAAUCCUGUUUUGUGGUAUCGUUAUGUCUCAUUACACACAUUUUAAUCUUUCUUCUCAAACACAAGUCACUGUUCAACAAAUAUUCCGAACUAUAGCUUUUAUGACUGGUAAGGAAAUUUCGGUCGGCUUUCCUAUAUUUUCUUUGGCAGCAUAAGAAGAAUACUAAUGUUCUGUUUUGCUUCUAUUUUAGAGACUUGUAUCUUUGCAUAUCUUGGAAUGGCAAUUUUUAGUUUAAAACACAACUUCAAGCCUGCAUUUGUCGCCUGGAGCAUAGUACGUGAUUCUGCCUGCAAUGGUGGGCAGUAGAUAGUGGUCAACGUAAAAACUCUUGAGAUUUAGAGGAUCCAGAAAAUCAUCUCUGCGUGAAUAGCCGGUUCCCCUUAUUGCGUAUUCUGAAUACAACUACCAGCAUGCUUUUCGGACGUGUUAUUGCAUAAUGAAGAAAAUACCCGCAAAGUAUCAUGGUCGUUAUAUUCAGAAUACGUAGUAAAGAGGAACCGGCUAUUCUAUUUAUUUGCCACCAAACACAAGAUUGGCAUAUAAUGCAAAUAUUAAUAUUAUUUUCUCACUCUGAGUGACCAUCUGCUGCACGACAGCGCUCAGUGAAACCGACGUAUAUAAAGUAAAACGUAACGGUUGAAAUUAUUGUUUCUAGGUUCUGUGUUUGGUGGGUAGAGCUGUCAAUAUCUUUCCUCUCUCAUCUCUGGCGAAUCUAUUCCGUGCUGUGAAAAUCAGUCGUAAAAUGCAAUGUAUCAUGUGGUUCAGUGGUGAGAAAUCAUUGUGAAUUUUGGUAUGACCUUACCAUGCAUGCCAGACAGACCUUUAUAUAUACUAGAUUCUUCCUUGAUACAGUGCUACCAAAGUAGGAAAACAGAGUGCUGGAAAAAAACCUGCGCUGUUUGGUCAGUGAAAAAUGAAAGGGCUCUUUUCUCCCAUGCGACGGAGAUAAAAUUAUAAUCCGAUAACUGUGAAUAGACUAAAAUUUAGAUCUCAACAAGUCUAGACAAAAAUUUUAUCACAGCUUGAAAGAGCAUCACAGAAUUAGUAAUAUUCCAAAGUUUCAUUGCGAAAUGUUGUAAAAUGCGGAUAAUAUAGCCUUGCGAAGUUUGCAAUUUUCAGUCAUAUUGUGUUACGCGCGGGAAAUACAUACCCUUUUUCCGAAGGAGGUAUGUAUUUCCCGCGCGUAAUACGAUAUGACUGAAAAUUGCAAACUUCGCAAGGCUAUAUUAUGAUUAUUAUCCGCAUUUUACAACAUUUCGCAACGAAACUUUGGAAUAUUAGUAAUUCUGCGAUGCUCUUUCAAGUUGUGAUGGAAUUUUUGUCUAGACUUGUUGAGAUCUAAAUUUUAGUCAAAAGGUGAAAGGUCCAUUGCAGGAAUCGAAUCCUGGUCAAAAAUACAUGUAUUGCCCUUCAUUACCCCCACACCAACCAUGCUAUAUCCCAUUAUACCACGUGACAACAUCUUACUUCCAGGUCUCCGUGGUGCUGUGGCGUUUUCUUUGAGUACACAACUCCAGUUUGGAGGUGAACAGAGAUCAGUUCUCGUUACUUCUACAUUGGUUAUAGUUCUCUUCACAAUUCUGUUUCUUGGCGGGGCAACCUUGCCUCUUCUUAAGGUACACUAUGGAAAGUUUGUAUAUUAUUUCAGCUAGUUUUCCGCUAUAUUAGGCGAAUUUUUUCGAAUGAAGCAACUUUUUCCUUUGUCGAUAUCACUUUUGCUGUAGCGAUGUCGACAAAGGAAAACGUCGCUCCUCGCGAAUUUAGGGACCCCAUAAUUGGAGGUUAUCUCUGUGGCUAAUCCCUGCCCGAAUUGUAUGUAAAUUUUGUAAAGUAUUAGUCUUAUUAUGUCUGUUAUGUUUGGCGAAUCUUGUAAAAAAAAUUUCUCCAAGUGGAAAAUAGGCUUUGGAGUAAAUAAUUUUGGCCGUGUUGUGCUUACUCAGCUAGACGCGGGUUCCACCAUUGAAUGGGUUCCAUGCACUAAGCACUAUCGGGCAGCAGAUGGUGGUCAACCUGCAAUUAUGAAAGUGAGGAAAAUAAUGUUAUGAAAAUAAUGUUAUUGUAUGUAGUAAUCUUGUAUUUGAUGGCCAAUAAAUAGAAGUGUCAACAUUUCCGAUGUUGACCACCGCCCACCAAUACGUUUAAUUUUCUAGUGUCUUCAAGCGGAAAGAAACAGUAAUAAAUAUGAUAUCUCCCUGAGCAAGACCGAAGUAGAGGUAACAGUCUACAGCCUAUGUACUAUUUACAGCAUGCAGAUUAUUUAAAUAAAACAUUCGUGUACACAACUAAAUGUAUUAUACCGUUACCUUUAAGUUUUUCAAAUUCUUUUUCUUGCUCUAGGAUAAAGCGUUAGAUUCGGAACAAAUUACUGACGACGAGUGGAGAUUACCUAAGCGAGCAUUGACAGGAUUUGCUCGUCUUGAUGCGAAAUAUUUUAUGCCUUUCUUUACCAUCAAUGUUGCAAGAACGGUAAGUUCUGCUUUUAAUUCCAGUCUGUUCAUUUUAGCGGUCUAACUUUAUUUAUACUGGAUAGCUCUAUCAGUUCUAAACUGUUCUUCCUUGAAAUCCAGUAAGGAUUAUCUCUUGUUGAUCCAGUGUUACUACAGGAGGAAACCUAAACUAAACUAACUUUAUUUAUACUGGAUAGCUCUAACAGUUCUAAACUGUUCUGCCCAGAGGACCGAUAAGAGCCAUUUUUUAUUGGCUCAGUGUUACCACAGGCGAGAACAGGGCUAUCUGGAGAAACCCUGUUGUGUUUGGUGGAGUCAAACUGGAACCACUCAUCUCACACAGACACACAUCACUGAGAUGAAUUAUUGCAGGAAUCGAAUCUCAGUCCCAGAGGGUAAAAGAUCACGCUGUAAAGGGACCGGUCAUAAAGUAACUGCUAGGGUGGGCUGGAGUGAUUUGGGAUGGGCCAUGGAAAAUCUUUGGGCUAUUUCGAUGGGCUGCCAAUUUUUUGUACGUCCACGGUUGGGCCACCAAACAAAAACCCAUGUCUACUUCAAAAAAUAAAGAUAUUAAUAAUAAAAGUAAACAAAACUAUCCAAAUUAUCAAAUGCAAAUGAUGCUAUUGAAGCCAGUACUCCGUUUUAUACAACAACAAGAAGUGGUCGAAUCACAGCAAAUACGACCAACUGGAGAACAGUUCAGUAUCGUAAUUGGUGAUGAAUGUGUUGGUCAAGCUUGGUGGAAUUAUGUACAUGCAGUGUGUUCAUACCUGCAAGUUGUUUUUUUUAUUAUAAAAGUGUAUUUUCCCAAUUUAGAUUGGGGUGGGUGGGUCAUGAAAAAAUUUUUGUAAGAUUAGAUGGGCUUUGAAAUCACCAAACUUAUUGGCAAAAUUUGUGAUUUACCUCCAGCCCACCCUAGCAGUUACUUUAUGACCAGUCCCUUACCAACUCUCCUUCAUUUUUUCAGGAGGCGAACGCCAGAUCGUCAGAGCGACAAAAUUUGAACAGUAUGUACAGUGAAGUAAGCGAUGACAGUGAACGGGAAAUAGAUCAAAGUGCAGAAAGCCAUAGAUUGUAGUAUAAAAAUAUCUAAAAAUAUUUAUUUCCAACAAUUUUGAAGUUGAUCAAUGCAAAUUACGUAUUAUGUUUCCGAUUGUCUCAAUUGGGUAUCUCAAUUCUUGGGUUUCAAUCACGUGAUAUUUUAACAUAAUUUGACUCGGAAAGGGUUCAAUCAUUGAACUGAGAAAAGGGUUCAAUCAUAUGAACGCAUCUUAUGUAAAUGAGUUCUCCAACUGUUAUGAAAGCCAAUACAAAACAAUAGACCCAUUGCACUGACGUCACAAAUCCUUAGAGUGUCCUCCAGAUGCUCCCUAACAAUAUCUGUUCGGGUACAACAACCACAUACAGCGCAAAAAUUAACCAUUUAAUACAAAAUUAUUAUGAAGUUUUACAAAAUUUGCGUUGUUUAAAAAAGUUCAUUAUGCAUAGAUUGCUAAUUUGUCCUCCAGAUGCAUCGUCACCGGCG